AUGCUAGAGCAGAUAGCAACACGUAAAGAAGAAGUAAGGCAGGAAAUCAAGGAAACGUUUGAAGAGCUUAAAGCUGCUUUAGAUAAGAGAUGCAAUGAUCUACUAAUGGAGACAGAAGAGAUUGCUAGUGCUAAGAGGAAUUCUGUCGAGAAGCAGUUGGACGGGUUUCGUAAACUGGUAAAACAGGUUUCUCAUGGUCAUCGUAUUGCAUCAUCAGUGAGUGAGCGUACUGAUCCAGGUGAAGUUCUGAGUGUUAAGAAGCUAAUCACCAAUCAACUAGAGGAAUGCAUUGAAGAGUAUAAGAAACUACCUCUAGAAAUAGAAGAAAUUGAAGUGAUUAUAGCACGUCUGGGUACACCUGCUUUAAGUAAAGAAAUCAGUAAGUUUGGAAGUGUCUUAGUAGAUAUAGAUGCAUACUCCAUUGAGAGUGGGUUAGCUAUUCCACUGGCAACAGUAAAGAAAGAAAGGAAAUUCAAAGUGGCUCUACCAGCAGGCAUUGAUAAAGCAGCAAGCUAUUUGAAGGCUUCCUUUAUCAAAAUUGAUGGCAGUAAAGAGGAGGGUAGAGUUGUUAUAGUUAACGAUAACAACACAGCCAUUGUAUCAUGCACACCUCAAAGUAUUGGUGGAUAUGAACUAUCAGUGACUAUAAGAGGUCACCAUAUUAAAGGUAGUCCUUAUCAACUGUCAGUAAAAGCACCAAGAGACUAUACCACACUAACUAACCAGAGAUCCUUUAAUGUGGAGAAUUAUACAGGUGGUGUUGCUGUUCAUACUAAUGGUGAAGUAUUUGCUAGUAGUGAUGGGUUUGUUCAGGUAUUUAGUGAGGAUGGUACUGCAGUAAGAAUGAUUGGAUCUAAAGGUUAUGGUAAUGGACUGUUUGAAUGUCCUUUUGGUUUAUUGCUGGUAGGAGACAGGCUCUAUGUGUCUGAUGCUAAUCUUAAUCGUGUGCAGUAUUUCUCAGCUACUACUGGUCAGUAUAUUGGUCAGUUUGGUAGUAGUGGUAAUGGAAAUGGACAAUUCUCUAGUCCUCAUGGUAUGUCUACUGAUGGUAAAGGCAAUAUAUUAGUAGCUGACUAUGGCAACAGUAGAGUACAAGUGUUUAAAGAAGAUGGUACAUUUGUACAAGUCAUACAAUGUGAUGGUGCUGCAACUGAUGUAGCAAUUGAUAAUGAAGGAAAGAUAUACGUUACAUUUUACAAUAAUCCAAAUAAUGUUCAAGUUUUCUCUCCUGAUGGUAAACAUCUUCUUCAUACAUACAAUAAUCCUCAUGUUGGCUCUAGUCGUCUUCAAGGUGUUGCUAUUGAUGAUGAUGGACAUAUCCUAGUAUCUACUUUCGAGGAUAUAAGCAAGUCUUGUGUUUAUGCAUUGAGUCCUGAUGGGAAACAAGUCGAAUUAAUCUCAGGAUUAAGGAAUCCACAUGGUAUAGCACUGGAUAAGGAUGGAUAUAUUUAUGUUGCUGAAUAUAGCAAAAGACGUAUAAUGAAAUAUUAA
This is a messenger RNA of Amphimedon queenslandica, 1491 nucleotides long. Its product is annotated as tripartite motif-containing protein 2-like. NCBI's taxonomy places the organism in Eukaryota, Metazoa, Porifera, Demospongiae, Haplosclerida, Niphatidae. Bases 1 to 1491 code for a protein of 496 amino acids. Gene Ontology annotation, molecular function: ubiquitin protein ligase activity; protein binding. The transcript has a single exon. Gene Ontology annotation, biological process: protein polyubiquitination; proteasome-mediated ubiquitin-dependent protein catabolic process. The record is from RefSeq and is a predicted model, not a curated record.